AUGAAUGCAUUAUAUGAUUCUACUUGUCAAUUUUUUUGUAUUGCAUUACCAGAAAACAUAACUGCAUUUUCAGUAGUUUAUCAGGCAAUGAAUGAAGCUUGGAUUGCAAAGGAAAAUUUAAGGCAAAUAUUCCAUCAAGCAAUUUUAGUCAUUAUGCCUUCAUAUAGAGCAAGCUCAGAAAAAUAUCAAAAGCUUCAAGGGUUAUCUUUAAAG
This is a messenger RNA of Entrophospora candida, 213 nucleotides long. The record is from the annotation of a GenBank genome assembly. NCBI's taxonomy places the organism in Eukaryota, Fungi, Glomeromycota, Glomeromycetes, Entrophosporales, Entrophosporaceae.